AAUAACAAUAAUAAUGAUCAUAAUAAUAACGAUGAUAAUGACAAUAAUAAUAAUAAUAAUAAUAAUGAUAAUAACAAUAAUAAUAAUAAUGAUAAAUUAAUGUUGGUGUUGCUAGGAGUCCUAGAGAACUUGAGCGCAAUGCUCGAGAUGAUUUUCUCUCCUGUAAUAGUUCAGAGACAUACCCAGGGCACAGUCCAUGACGAGCUUUGUAGACAAGGAGUAAAAUUUUGAAAACAACGCGAUACGAAACAGGAAACCGGUGAAGUUGCUGUAAUAAAGGGGUGAUGUAAUCGUACUUUGAAGAACCAGUGACCAGUCGAGAAGCUGUGUUUUUAACCCUCUGCAUUUUUUUAACUUGAUAUUUGGGUAGACAAAAGUAAACAUGGUUACACUAAUCUAGUGUUGUAGUUAGAAAAGCAUGUACUACCUUAGAAGUGGCCUCAUCUGUCAAAUAUUUACAAAUUUUAAACAGGUUUCUAAAGAAGAAAAACGAAGUUCUACAAGGUUGAUUUAUCUGAUCAUUGAACAGUAUUUCCUGGUCAAAGAUGAUUCCAAGAUUAGUAACUGUUGUAGCCAUGGUGAGUUGUUCAUUUGCCGAGGAUGAUCUCGUCCAGUAAAGGGCUAUUCCGAAAUUUAGAGCGAAUUAAUAAUAUUUCAGUUUUCUCUUUGUUAAGCUUUAGCUCGUUUCACUCCAUCCAUAAGCAAAUGACAAAUACACAGUCAGCAGUCCGAUCAGUAAUCGAGUCAAUGUCAUCAUUCUUGAAGGCCACAUAGAGCACCCAAAUAUGACAGACUACUGAUUCGGCCCGGGUUGAGUCGCAAGAAAGCGAGGCUAGUAAGGUCUCAGGUUUGCCUCGCGAGGGCAGCCCUUAGAAAGUAAUUAGUCGUUGUCAAUCUCCUCUGUUUUAUUUCGCAGCACCUACGAAUUUAUGUGUUCCUGAGUGCCAUCAAAAGUGAACAUCUUUCACAGAGGAAAGGAUUUUUUUCCUUCUUGCUCAUGAGGAGAAAGAGUGAGUGCAUGAAAUUUUUCGAGAGGAAGAAAGGGAAUUCGCUAUCGUUAACAUAACCUACUUCUUUUUUUAAAACGGGGUGUGAACUUUUCACAGUUUUAGCGCUCCAAAAAAAGCUAGUUUUACCGUGUAAGAAAAUAAUCAUAAUAAUAAUUACCAUCUUAAAAUACCAACUAGGAAAAUAAAAAUGUUAGGAAUCGUUAAUAGUAAUCGAAACAAUUAUAAUGUCAAAAGAGCUAAAGUUAUUCGCUAAAAUUGAAGUGAGAUGAUACGAUAAAGUCGUUAAGCGGACGAGUUUUGUUUUCGCCGGUGAUUUUCCAACUGGAAUUGUUUGGUCAGUACCAUAACCAAGAAAAAAAAUCCUAAAAUUUGCCAUUCUUUGGAAACAGCUAAGAAGAAUUUAAAGAUUCCUGCUAAAUGGAAUUCCACGGUUGUUGAGAAAGAUAGAUAAGUAAAACGAUUGAUCUGUGACUUUUAUGUAAAUAAAGACCUCCUAACUGCCUUUCAUGUUUUCGUGUUAGAGAGAGCCGAAAAAUGUGGGUGACUUCGCGAGUCAAAUGGCUCACCACAUAUGAAGACACACCAGAUGCCAAGUGGAUAAUGAAUCUUGGAAAAAAAAUUUUUUCUUCUCAUUUUUUCUACGAAAAAAGACGAAUUUAGCCGUCGUCUUGGGCGUCAGAACGAGUGAUAUCUUCGACAAAAGAUAGGAUUUUACUUCAAGGAGAAAAAAGGUAAAGACUGCUAGAAUAGUUUGUGAUUUGUAACCUGGCAAGCGUAUAAAGAAUAUUCCAACAUCAGUUAAUAUUCUGAUCAAAGUCUGAAAAAGACCGAAACGAUAUUCAUAGACUAAUCAAGGUGUUUCCUAGAAACAAAAUUUUACUUCUAGAUAGAAAGUGAACCGAUGAAUAAAAUUGAAGAUUUUUUUUCCUUUUUUUCUUCAAAAAAAGGCGAGUUCAGUAAUCGUCUUGAGUGUUAGAACGAGUGAUAUCUUCAACGAGAGAUAGGAUUUUACUUCGAAAAGAAAAAAAUUGUAAAGACUGCUGCGGAGCUUAUGGAAGUCCUUGAAUAGUUUGUGAUGAACUUUUAAACGGACAAUUGUUUAAAGAAUAACGAAAAAUCAAUUAAUAUUCUGAUCGAAGUCGGAAAAAGACCGAAACGACAUUCAUAGACUAAUCAAGGAGUUUCCUAGAAACAACUUUUUACUUCAAAGAAAAAGGGAAAGCUAAAUGCAAAUUAAUGUGCAAUUUUAAAGUCUUCCAGGCUGUUAAUAUUGACUCAAACACGUUUAUCGUCUUUAAUAACGGAAUAUUUGCUGCUUUAAAUCGUCUGAUGUCUCCCUCUUUCUUUGAUUAAAAAUGCUAGAACUGUGUAACAAUUGAUAUGAACAAUAUAAAAGAUCUAAAAACAUUGGCGACAAGAUUUUCAAAGAAAUUCUAGACUUAGAAGUUAUUAGUACUAGCUGUAAUAAAAAAGAGGAUAUUUUUUCGUAUAAUCCAAUUAUUCCAAUGUGAGCUCAAACGAUACCUUUCCGCAGAUUUUUAAAAUUUAGAAACUUUUGUGUAAUUAUAGCUUGGGAAAUUCCUUCUGAUGUUAAAAAAGUUUUUGUUAUUGUUGGGCUGGUAUAAGUUGCGAAUAUGGCCAUUGUAACAACAUAAACCAGUGAUUUGCAUAUACUAGACUAUCGAAAAUUGCCCAGAUUGCCUCGACUUUUUGGCUUCAGGAGAAAAUAAUAUGUAUAUUGAGUAUGAAGGAGACCUUUUUCGAAGUUUUGUACGAUAUAAUAGGGAAUUCGAGCGUUUUGGUAAUGUUUUUUCUUGAAGUGACGUGCUAGUCACGUCGGUCACGUAACGUGCUUCUUGAGCUUAAAUACGCUUAUAUAAAUUGCUCUAAAAAUUCGUAGUCUAGGUAGCCCAGAGAUUUUAUUGCAGUUUCUAAAAGAGGAAGCCUUUUUAUUGAUAAUGGUUGUUUUCUCAGUUUAUGGAGCCAUAUAAGAAUGGCCGAUUUUAGUCGCCAAAGUUGAUGUAUGUUUUGAUGGGUGAAAUUUUACCUGAAAUAGAAAAUUCGUAAAAAAAUCAUUUUUUAAGGAAUCUUGUAAAAUUGCUUCAGAACCUUUGAAAAACAUCUCUUGAUUCAGAACUUUUAUGUAGUUUCCGAAUUGCUCGUGAAAUGAGUUUUAUUUCGGCCGUUAUCUUGAGGUGCACUAAUUCACCGAGAAAACACAGUUAUGAACCCCCAAAACACAAAAUGCCACCGCUCUUCCAAAAUAAUUUUUUUUUCGGCAUUUUGAUAUUUUUCCGUAACUAAGGCCAUUCAUAGCUAUGUUCUGGCAAAGUUUAAAAAAAUUUUCAAUUUCUUUUAAUUUUGAACACCUCUGCUCGAUUUUUACAAACGACCACUCUUAAAUACUAAAAAACAAAACUAUCCUAUCAUGAAACCCUUCGAGAAACGCCUCUUGGCGUGUCGCAAUAAUCAACGAAUAACGAGCUAUAAAGGUGUUAGAAAACUGUAUACCAGCGGAAAAUUCAAAUUUUACCGUGUAAGAAAAUAAUCAUAACAUUAAUUAUCAUCAUAAAAUACCAACAAGAAAGAUAAAAAUGUUAGUAAUCGUGAAUAAUAAUUGAAACAAUUGUAAUGUCAAAAAAACUAAAGUUAUUCGCUGCAAUUCAAGUGAUAUGAUAUAACAAAGUCGUUCACCGGACGAGUUCUGUGUUGGUCGGUGAUACUCCAACUGGAUUCGCUUGGUCAUUACCGUAACGAAAAAAAGAAAAAUCCUUAAAGUUGCCAUUCUUUGUUUUGCCUGGGAAACUUCUAAGAAGAAUUUGUACGUUCAUGAGGAUUCCUACAAAAUGGUUUCCCAAGGUUGUUGAGAAAGGUAGAUAAGAGAAACAAAUGAUUUAUGACGUUUAUGUGAAUAAAAACCUCCUAACUGACUUCCAUGUUUUCGUGUUAGACUGAGCCGAAGAAUAUAGGUGACUUCGCGUCUCACUGCUGGAGUAGUUUGAGACGGAUUUGUAACCUGGCAAUGUAUAAAGAAUACUUCAAAAUCAAUUAAUGUUCUGAUCAAAGUCCGAAAAAGACCGAAACGACAUUCAUAGACUAAUCAUGGGGUUUCCUAAAAACAAAAUUUUACUUCUAGAUAGAAAGUGAACUUAUGAAUAAAAUUGAGGCUUUUUUUUUUUUUUUUUUUUUUUUUUUCCAGAAAAAGGCAAGUUCAUUAAUCAUCUUGAGCGUUAGAAAGAGUGAUAUCUUCGACGAGAGAUAGGAUUUUACUUCGAAAAGAAAAGACAAAGACUGCUACGGAGCUUAUGGAAGUCCUUGAAUAGUUUGUGAUGAACUUGUAAACGGGCAAGAGUAUAAAGAAUAACGAAAAAUCAAUUAAUACUCUGAUCGAAGUCCGAAAAAAGACCGAAACGACAUUCAUAGACUAAUCAAGGGGUUUCCUAGAAACAAGUUUUCAUUUCUGUGAAAAAGGAAAAGCUGAAUGCAAAUUAAAGUCAAUUCAAAGUCCUCCAGGCUUUUAAUGUUGACUCAAAACAUGUUUAUUGUCUUUAAUAACGAAAUCUUUGCUGCUCUAAACCGUCAGUUGUCUCCCUCUUUAUUUGAGAAAAAAUGCUAGAACUGUGUAACAAUUGAUAUAAAUAACAUUAGUCAUUGCGGAUCUAAAAACAUUGGCAAGAAGAUUUUCAAACAAAUUCUAGACUUAGUAGUUAUUACUAUUAGGAGGACUUUUCUUCUUAUAAUCCAAUUAUUCCAAUGUGAGCUCAAACGAUACCUUUCCUUAGAUUUUUAAAAUUUAGAAACUACAAGAAACAGUGCCUCUGAAGUCAACCCAAUUGAUAUCCUUUGGAGAAAUAAGAAUAACGAAGAGUAUCACAACAUAGUGGGACUCAAUGGGCCAUGUGUUUUGUUUACUUCAAAGAAAGAUCGAGUAACCCUUGUGUUAUAAACGAAGUUUUACUUCAGUUUCUGUAAUUAACAGCAAAGUUUGCUUUCAAAUUGUUAUUGUUAUGGUGCCUUUGCCUUUCUCUCUGGGAUAGCUUAAAUCAAUCGCAUCAUACAGUGUUAUUGGUACACAUAUUCCCCAACAAAAUUUGAGGAUUAGUAGAUAAAAAAUUACAUGAAACGACGUGGCUCCUUUCAAAUCGUGACCCCAUAGUGCUGAUUCGAAACGAGCACGGGCCAUGUCGCUGAAAAUCAGCACCGAACAUGUUGCAACAAAAACGAUAACGAGUAAGGACUUCUUGUUUUCUGUCCAAGCUCUCCACGACCGUAACAAGAAACGUGAAUCCAUCGCGGCGUCUGAUUUUGGUGACAUGAUCUCCUCGUUGCUCUCAGUAUCGUCUUUAGCCAAGGUUACGGAAACCAAACAGAAGUCAAUAGACAUGGUCAAAAUCAACGUAACUUUAAGGACGACUUGAAAAAUGGGCGUUUGCAAUAAGCAAUGGUGCCAAAAGAUCAUUGCAGAAGCGAUGAAUCUCAGAAGAAGCAUCGCGUACAAUGAAAGGCAAGAAAAUGUUUUAUGUUCUUCAUGUACUGAGGGAUGUUCAUAGCACACUUUCAUGAUUGCCAUCAGGUUACUAAAUUGAAAAAACAUCAUGGACAAGGAAAGAACCCUCAAGAAAUUGCAGGAUUCCGUAGCUUGAAUACGGAAACCAUUCCACCAUCCCGCGGCAUCUGCGACCAGAAUUACAACUUGGCAAGCGACUUGAAGACCUAAUAAUAUCCGGCACUUUCUGAUAGAUCCGUAUUUUUUUUCAUCUUUGAAGCAGCUCUGUAACAGUAGUCCGUUGAAAAAGAUUGCGGCUAAAUCCAGUACGAAUAUCAAAAGAAGAGUUGGCACGGUUAAGGACAUGACGCGAUGGCGUAAUCUUCCUCUCCUCAGUGCGUGGUUGAAUUGAGCUGAGCUGUAUUGACGUGUGUAUUGAGAGCACACACUUAUCUUAUCUGCAUCGGGGAGGGCCAAGGGAGGUCUGGACAAGAAUAAAAAACAGAGGAGCGGUUACUUGACCAUGAUUCUUAUCUUACGCAUAAAAAGGUUACGGGGUGCAAAAUCAACGGCAUUUUAUGAAAAGUAUGAGGUACCACAAUCUGAAGGGUAGACCCUUUUGUGUAACGCAUAUGUAGAGUUUAUUCUCUUUGUGUAAGACAUUGUUGUGUAUUGUUUUUUAUUUGUUGUUUCUUUUGAAUACCAUGUUGUUGUGUAGAAACCUCUUGUAACCUCCAUCGGUACCACAUAUUAACUUAUGCGCAGUUGCAACGCGAGAUACUUGUAUACGUAACUAGUUGAUUGAAUUGUCCCAUUCGAGAAGGAGUAUAUAAAUUUUCAAUUAUUUUCUCUUAAUGUUCGAGGGACUCGUUCCUCAACAAAGAGGAAAGCUCUUUUCACGUGGCUUAAUGAACGAAAGUACGAUAUCAUUUUCCUUCAAGAAACUUACAGUACUGUAGAUGUUGAAGAUAUCUGGAAGACGCAAUGGCAAGGUAAGCUUCAUUUUGCACAUGGUUCUAAUCACAGUUGUGGGGUGAUGAUCUUAGUGAGAAGUGACCUUGAUUUUAGCGUUAAGUCCGUUAAUUUGGAUACCGAGGGCCGCUCAAUUAUAAUGGAAGCUGAGGUACAAGGCUCAUUAUUCUUGUUUGUUAAUAUUUAUGCUCCCAACAAGGUUCAAGACCAAUGCCGUUUUUUUGAAAAUUUAAAUAAAAACAUUGAACAUUUCGCUGUUAACAAAGAGCAUAGGAUAAUUGUAGGGGGAGAUUUCAAUGUCACACUGGACUCCGAUCUUGAUUGUUCCGGUGGAAAACCUUUUAAGAAAGAGUCCAAAUACAAGACUUAUGUCUCGAUUUCGACUUAGUAGAUAUUUGGCGAAUUCGAAAUCCGGAAUGUAAACGUUUUACGUGGAGGCAAAAAAAUCCUUUCAUUCAGAGAAGACUUGACUAUUGGCCAAUCAAUGAUUCUUCCCAGGAUGAUAUUGAGAAAUCUGAUAUCAUUCCUUCGAUUAAUUCAGACCACUCGGCAAUUUUUCUUCAUCUUAAUAGUUUAGACAAACCGGAAUACGGUCCCUCCUUUUGGAAAUUUAAUGCCAGUCUCAUCGACGAUGAUGAUUUUGUCACAUUGAUAAAUGAAAGUGUGCCUAUGUGGUUAAAGGGAUUCGAAGAAGUUACAGAUAAAAGACUGUUGUGGGAUUUAAUUAAGUACAGAAUCAGACAAUUUUCAAUUAAGUAUAGUAAAGAGAAAGCGCUCAAAAAGAGAAAAAAGAUCUCUGAUCUUGAGACCUCUCUAAGGAUUUGUGAGGAAAAGUGCAAAGAGUCACCAACCUUUGAGAAUCAGGAGGAGCUUGAAAUGUUGAAAAUGGAAUACGAUUCUAUUUAUGAACAGAUAGCAAAGGGAGCCAUUAUUCGAUCAAAAGCCACAUGGUAUGAGAAAGGCGAAAAAAAAAACAAGUAUUUUCUAAAUCUGGAAACGCAUAAAAAAGCUAAAAGCUCUGUUCGCAGUCUUUAACAGUGAAGGUGUGCUAAUCAAUACAAAAUUUUUAUUCCGAUCUUUGUAAACAUGAUCCGCUUAGACCAUCAGAGGAGAUGCUAAAUUUUUUCUUGAAUAACUCUGAAAUACCGAAACUCACUAAUAAUGAGGCUCGAAACUGUGAUGGAAAAUUAACAGUUGACGAGUGUUACAAGAGUCUCCAGCUUUCUGAGAGCAACACGUCACCAGGUAAUGAUGGAUUAACGGCUGAAUUUUAUAGAGCUUUUUGCACAUUUUAGGAAAUCUGAUGGUAGACAGUUUAAACUACUCUUAUGAUUAUGGCGAGUUGUCAAAUUCCCAAAAGGAAGCCAUUAUUACCUUAAUUGAGAAAAAGGAUAAAGACAAACGGGAUUUGUGGAAUUGGAGACCAAUCUCACUUAUCGAUAUGGACGUAAAGGGUCAAAAGCUAUUGCAAAAGAUUAGAGAAGGUCUUACCAAACAUCAUACAUUAUAAUCAAUGUGCAUAUGUUAAGGGAAGAACUAUUUUGACGCAGUCAGAACGAUAGAAGAUGUCAUGGAAUUCUUACAAAGGUAUAAUCUUGAAGGAGAAUGAUUUGUAUAGAUUUCAAAAAGACCUUCGAUACUGUCAGUAGAGAUUUUCUAUUUCGCACUCUAACCUCUUUUGGUUUUGGUCCAUCAUUUUUUUGCAAUGGAUACACACAUUUUACAACAACAUCUCAAGUUGUGUCAUAAACAAUGGUUUUUCUACCCAGCCCUUUGCAGUUGAAAGGGGAGUGAGACAAGGAGACCCCUCUCUGCUUAGCUGUUCAUCAUGGUGCUAGAAAUUCUUUGUACUGGUGUACGCAGUAGUAAAGAUAUUAAUGGUAUUAAGGUAGAUAACGAAGAGAUCAGAUUAAGCCUUUUCGCAGAUGAUUUAACUGGUUUUUUGAAAGAUAAUCUUUCGCUUGUGAACUUUCUUAAACUUAUAGAAGAUUACGGGACUUGUUCAGGCCUGAAGAUUAACCACGAUAAAUCAGAAAUAAUGAUAUUGGGUAAUUGUUCUUCUACUCUACAACAAGACAAUGUCGUUUCAUGCAACUUAAAAAUUAAAAAGUUGUUAAAAUUCUGGGAGUGCACUUCACCUAUGAUUUUCGAAGAUAAAACACCUCUCUGAAAAAAAGAUAUAAUGUUUGGCAUUUUAAGGUGCGAAGACGAAUUAUUAAUCAAUCAUAUUUUAAUAAUUGCCAAACAGUAUUUAUAUUCUUGCCGACGGAACAAAUCUCUUCCUUCAAUUAAAGUAUUAAACCUCAAAAUUAAAACGAUCCACCAACUCGAGACAAUGAUCGUAAAAUCAAAUAAUAAGCUAAAAGCUCAUAAUAUGAAAUGGGACAAGUACAAAAAUUAUUAGGUGAUAUAGAAUCUCAUGUUUGUUGCUGCACUGUACUAGUAUUAUAUUUAGAAGCCGAGGAGAGCUAAGAGGAACUGUGGAUUGUGUAUGUAGAUAUAUGAUGUACCGUGUCUGUCUGUUUAUGUGAAUUAUGUUUGUUUAUGAAAAAUGUAUGUAACUUUGAAUUAAUAAAAAUUAAUAAAAUACACAAAAAAAAAAAAAAUGUAGAGUUGAUGGUAUUUCAAUAUAUAGGCAGGCUCUGUUGCUAUUUUCGGAGAGGUUUCUGAGUGACCCCCAUACUGUUCUAAAAGAAAGCAUUAGUCCUAAAGGCAACUCUAUUGUUUUCGCCAUAGUUUCUUUGACCAAAACGAAGUUUGGAGCUGAAAUACAUUUUACCCACCUUUUUCUUCCCUCUCUAAUCAAUUUUCGAACUGUUAAAAGUGAACUAUGUUUCUAAAAACUAAAUAAUUCACAUAUCCGCGUUCAAAACAAUUUAUGAAAUUCAAAUCUAAAAUUCUAAUAAAUGCCUAAACGUGACCGUUCCAAAGCUGCUUUCAAUUGUGAUGAAAAUUCGAUUUAGCGACGCUUUUUUUCUUCUCAGGCUCUUUUUUAGGUUAAUCCCUUGUCGAAUUCCUGAUCAGGAAAAUGAUUCUUUAUUUUUAAUUUAGCAUGUUCAACAUUUCUUUCUUCUAAGGUGACUAUAAGUUUCCAAAACUGCUAUUUUGCGUCCUCCGGACUGAAUUUAUAAUCAAUUGACUGGCGUGAACGGCGGUAGAACAACAGAAAUCAAAGAGCGAUUCAACAUUAAUUUUAGAGAAACCUAUUAUUGUCUUCUAACGCGAUGAUAUUCAUUGUUCUACUAAAAGUUAGUCGAAAAGAUGCUAACCGAAUGUUCAGAUCUUCCUUUGCCGUAUAGCCAUUGUUGGGCAGGCGAGUGAUAAAGUUAGAAUCGGGAUUCAGAUGACAAGAAAGUGGAUUAAAAUAAUUCGAGCCGUUCAACAGGAUUAAAUAAAAAUGUUUUGAAGACGUUCGGCGUCGUGACUCAAGGGACCAUGAGAAAAUUCAUAAACUGCUGAAUUAAAAGAGCUAUCCCUCAAGCGAUUAAAGGGAGGAGAGAUUGAGUUGUCUUGUCAGCCAUCAUAGAAGCAAUAAAUAAGAAUACAGAUUAAGCUACAAAAUUCAGAGUACUUAGAUUAAGGGUAUACUCUCCCUUGUCGAGCAAAUCUUUCGAGGUAGCCUGAAGCCAUUAUUAAUUUGAUAUUUUUUGUAUCCGCCAGACGUUGUUGGACUUGCAAAGUUAGUUGAAUGAUCAAAAAGCUUCGCGUUGUCUAUUGUACAAUCGGCUGGUAAACUAAUAUUUCCAUGCAUUCAUUACCUUCUCUUCGGCAAUCCUUCGAGUAAACUUGUACUCGACAAGGCUCAGAUCAGGAGUGGUCCGUCUGGUGGGAUUGCGGGUACCAAUAUCGAUUUCUCGAAUUGAAAUUUCAACUCCUGCAGCUUGAAAGAGGCUAAUACAUAAUAUAGUUGCGUCGGAAGCUGACCCACUAGCUUUUAUUUCAGGGAAAUCAAGGAUCGGUACGUUAUGUUGGCGUUGAAUCAGCUCGACGGAUUUUCCUCUUCAACUCGUCUAGUCAGGAAAUUCAGGCGAGACCAGAGCUGUUGCGCACUUUUGUCCGCUUCCUACGAGGGUGUUUGUACGAAUUCCUUGGAAUUGCAGGAUGUUCAGAGUCUCCCGCCGAGAUAGCGGCAGCCGACGCACUUCGCCGCCAUUGCUGAAGACAUUAGCAUCGAUCAUGCUACGUUUAGAAGAACUCUGAAAAUCUUCAAAAGUUUUCUCCAGGGCAGCAAUUUCAAAUUUAGGGCUGUCAUUCUCUUUUUUUAGGCGAAUGAACAGACGGAUUAGGCAUAGUUAGACAGAAUCAUUUGAAUCAACGCGGAGCGAUCAAAAGUGCGUUCGCACACUUCGCGUGCAUGAACUUUGUUUUGUAUGAACAAGAAUAUCAUUUUUAAUAUUGCAGGUGUAAACUCAGUUUUUUAACUUUUCUUGGAAAAAAAUUGGUAUGGAUCCAUUUACCUGUGACAUUAAGUUGAAUUACGCUCGAAUUUUGAUUAGUUAAUUCUAUCGUAUGAUCUGCUGCAGCAUAAACGCAUAGGUUGCGUCAUCAUUAACAUACUAUUUUUCGUUGUUAUCAUAUAGAACAAAAGGAAUUUAUGUUGCCAUGGGUCUACUCGGUUAUAUGUUACAGAAGAUUUCAAUAUGCGGUAAGAACAUCAGUGAAACUCUCAGCUUCACCUCUUAUGCCACUAUUUUGCUCUUACAUUAUUUUUAAAUUAUGAUGAUAAACUGAUUACCCCAGAGAACCAGGAGCUCAAGGAAAAGUGGAUAUCCUUAUAUCUUGCCACGUAUCAGAACUGAACGUCAUAAACGCUGUUUUGUAAACAGAUGCCUUUUCAGUUUUAUCUAAUAGUUUUUCAUACAUUCGUAAAUAGUUUGUAAUUAGCUUUUCAUAACAGUCAGUUCUAUGAAAUUUUAGGUCAAGACGUAUGACUCUGAGCGCGUUUCCUUUGGUAUUUAUUACUGAAAAGACGGUAUUUAUUUCUGUUCCAGGACUUGCCCUCAUCGUUCGCGCCUCGUAAAUGGGCACCAUGUUCACAAAACUUAUUUAACGCAGAUAAUAUUGCUACUCACAGUAAGAAACCAACAUUUCUUUAUACAUAAUUAACAUAAAUACAUACUCCGUUAGUUUAGGUAGGAAACGACCGAACUGGGUACGAAACGCAUCAACUGACCAGCUAUUAAAUGAUCAUGAGAAAGAAACGACCGGCAACCACACAGAGUCACUGGCACAACUACCUGUGAAAUGCUUGGCAAGUUCCGAAGUAACUGAGAAUCUUUUUAAAAAUUAUGCGCAGCUUUAGACGAAUUGAUGAAAAAGAAUAGGAAAAGAGGAAAAGGUGGAGAUUCUAUUCAUGCAAACGAUGGGUAUGGAUUUUACAAAUUUUUGCUAAGCUUUCAAAACAGUGGAUCACUUUAAGAACUGUUCCCAGUGAAUAAAAGUGCGCUUUGCAUGGCAUUUAAUAAAAUAUAACGCGUGAAAUGAAUGAAUAAAUUUGGUCGCAAUAAAUUUAUGUUAAUUUUAUCUUUCAUCUGCUUCAAUUUCUCAUCUCUGCUGAAACAAUAGUAGAGCGACUUAAUUUUACACGCCAGUUUAGGUUUUGCAUAUCGACGUAUUCUAGAAACAAAGUAGAUGAUUAGUGGUAAAUAUUCAAAAUAUUCAAAAAGUCCCCUUCGCUCAAAAGAAAAAAAAAAUUGAAAAGUCCCGAACAGCCACCGAGAAGAGAACUUCAUUGGAAACUUGGUUUUGUGUCCCUCGUUGUAUAGUUACCGCAACGAUUAUUUCAUUCCUAGGUAGUGAUACCCACAAGUGAUCUUUAGAAGAGAUCUUUUAUUUUUCUGACUGGUUGUAUUUCCCAUCGUAGAAGCCAACUCACAUUCCAUCGGAGAAGCUAAGUUAGAUUAACUUGAGGGAUCAAAUGUGCCAAUGAAUUAUAUUAUGAUGCUUUUUUGGAGCUUUCCUUCUCAUAUUUUGUCAAAUUAACAAAGCUUGACAAAAACCCUGACAGAGCAAAAGUUGAGAGCUCUUCAAAAUGGAUAUAAACGUAAAAUAUAGGACGUCAGUUGUAAGUUUCUUAACUUUGACUAAAAUGUGCGAAACUAUUUUCAGCCCUAGUGGAAUGUAUGAAUUACAGUGUACUGAGCAAGCCCGAUCGAGGUUGUCUCAAAAUGUUUAUUAACACUGGUGCUAUAUAUUUUCAAACUAAACCCACCCGAAUCAAACUCAUAGAAAGCCUUUGCAUGACCAAGGCUAGAAAAUUCUCAGGGUAACAAAACGUAAAAGUAAAGAAAAAAAAAACUGCAAGAGUAGAACAAAAUAACAGGAAUUAUCUAUACAAGUGAUUCUACAAGACAAACGCUUAAGAAAACAAUGUUAUUCACACCCAUUCAUUCCGGAAACAAGGAUCAGCAAUGUCGAUAGCGUAAUGAUUGUAGAAAUAAUGGAGAUGGUAAGUUUUGAGCUCGGUAAAGAAAUCGAAAAAGGUGUUUUUUGUCUUGCGUGAGACGAGGAGAAAAUUCUGAGUCCCCAUGAGGAAUCGAACCUCAGGCAUUCGGAUGCCGCGCUCCGAUGCUCUAUCACUGAGCCACAGAGACUCCGCAGUGAGCGAGAUCUAUUACGAAGUUGAUAUAACACGCGUCCUGCAUACUGCUAUAUGAAAUUGGUAAUAGACCUCGCUCACCGUGGAGUUUCUGUGACUCAGUAGUGGGGCAUCGGAGCGCGGAAUCUGAAGGUCUGAGUUUCGAUUCCUCAUUGGGACGCAGAAUUUUUCCUUUGUCCCACGCUCGUGACAAGACGAAAAACAUCUUUCUCUAUCAUCUUUCUCACAUCAACUAUAUUCACUAUUUCGUUACCAAGGCGAAGAUACGGAAGAGGAUAGAGAGAGGGCAUCUUUAAAGUUCGGAAGGAAGACUUGAGUGACAAUCAAGGGCGUAAAUACUGAAGAAGAUGAACAGCCAAAUGUCGUCACCUAAUCCCAGACGAGGCCGUCAUGUUAUUAAUAAUGGUAUGAAGGACAUAUACCGCGACAUUAUAAAACGUUUUGUCGAUACCUUCGGUACAACUUAUCUCGAUAGCAAUAAUUAUUUAAACCUUGUACAGCUGAUUAUCAUAAAUGAGGUUAGAAUGGGUGGUCUGCCUGCAGACUGCGUGCUUCGGACCGCACCUAUGCCUCAUGAAACAAGGAGAAAAAUUAAGCAAAGCACUUUGUACACCCCAGAGGGAGAGACCUAUACGAAUUAUAGAAACGCUGAAUUUUAUUCAAAGUCACUAUAUUGAUGCGUGAUAUUUGCCUCUCACUCAGAGAGGAAAACAAAAUGCCUGAGGAUCUUGAUGAUGAAAUGGGUGGGCUCCGUCAUUUCAUUACUGACGACUUUAACAGUGAUGUGUUUGUUGAUGAGCAAGCUAAAGCUUGGUGGGAAAGAGAAAGAGGUCCAGGUGACGCCUAUAGGCUCGAAAACUUGAUACAGCAAGUGAAUGAAAUGUUGAUGAAAAUAGCUGUCGAGGGCACGAUACAGCUUGUUAUAAAUUGGGGACAGUGGGCUUUUCGUGUGUCAGAGGGGUUCAGAUACAAUCAUUUGCAAUGAACUGUAAAAUACCAAAUUAAUAAAUUCUUCUCCAUCCAUACUCCGAAUGAAAACACUGAAGGAAUCAAUUGAAAAUUACUGAUUGGCUUGAAGAAAUCCAUUGUAUAUCAAUGGUUUGCUGGAUGGAAUCAAUUGUAAAUUGUUGGUUGACUCGAAGGAAUCAAUUGUAAAUAGGUGGUUUUCUUGAAGGAAUAAUUUGAAGCUAAAUGGUUUACUUGAUGGAAUAAAUUUUUUUUUUAUUUUUGAAUUAAUGGUUGGUUUGAUAGCUGCUUGCGGCGUACCAAACCUUUAGCGUGAAUAGUUUUAUUCUUGUUUCCUUUUAAUUAAUGCCUUGCUGUUACGUUUCACUAGCUAGAAAAGGCGAUACUGUUUUAGAAAAAAGGAGGAGGGGAGGCUAACUGCCCCUUUUUUUAACUCACCCCACUCUUUAACCCCCGCCAAAAAAAACAAAACAAAACACAAAACAAAACAAAAGAAAACAAAACGAAACGAAACGAAACGAAACGAAACGAAACGAAACGAAACAAAACAAAACAAAACAAAACGAAACAAAAACAAAACAAAGCAAAACAUAAAGAAAAACAAAUUAAGUCAUGAUGACGGUCAUAAAUAGGACAAUGUAACAGAAGGGCUUCUUCAGCUUUCUUCCUGCUUAAUGUUCCAACUCAUUAAAAACGUUUUACAGUGGUGUGCCGAUAUCUAAGGUGCACAGCAUUAUAGCUGUCAAUAGAGAAUAUGAAGGGAAAAAUAAUGAUCAAUGACACGUAAGCGAAUGAAGAACUAGGUUACUUAAUAUAUUCUGAAUAACCCGGAUCAGAUUGUUAAAACAGGUAACAGAGAUUACUUAUAGGACUGCAGCUUUCGCAAUUAGUGCAGUUAUGUGACCUUUUUGGCCUUAAAUUUGGAAGCUUUAUCGCAGAAGAAAUGUUAUCUAUUUCGCCAAUACGAUCUCUUGAGCCGGUCAGUUUAGGUGUCAGAUGACUGUAAGCGACGAUCUCUUUCCAUAAAAAAUUAGAAAUAACUUUAAUAAAUGAAAAAAGCUCCUUGCGAGUCCAUGGAAAACCCGGUUGCUUGAUAUCCUAAAAAGGCGCCAGUGAUUUUCGAUAUUUAUGUACCUUAUAUUUAUGUAUCUUAGUUUAAUGUUUGAUAAACGUUUACGUUUGUUGAUAAACAAACAACAAAUAUCACAAGUACUUAGAAGUGUAUGCGGUUGGGUCAAGUUAGUGUAAGCAUGACAAUGGAAAAGGAUGGACGAUUUCCACCAAUGUCCUUCGUAGUUGAUGAUUCUUCGAAGAAAUCCAUUCAAAGUAAGGGUGGCUCUAAGCUUUGUCUUGAUCGGAAAUCGUACUUUUGCUGAACAAUUUCAUCACACGUUUCUAUCGAUCAAGUGGGUCACGGAUCACACUAGUUUUUACUUUUAAAACCUCUCACUAACUGGGUUGUGGUUGUAGUAUUUUCCUGUCAAGUUCGAUAGCUACUGUUCUGAUGGAUGUUUCUCUUGCAAACUUCCUCCUCAUACGCCCUUGCUCCUGCUCUUUUGAAACUAAUUAUGAUUACGUGGCAGAGCACGUUUAGUCAAACUAUGACACUGCAGUAAAAUUACUGAAAAGAAAGGGGAAAAAAAAGAACCAAUGUCAUGAACUCUAGGCUACUAGAAAAUUUCUCAUUUUUUGCGACAAACCCAUCUUAAAAUCUUGUUUCCUCAGGCUCAAUCCUUUCGAAGUGCCCUCAAUUUUUAACCAAUGGCGUCUGCAUCGAGGGACGAGCAGGAUGAAAGCAUUGAGACGAUGUUUGGCCAAAAAAUCCCGUUAAGUCCAGAUGUAAAAUAUGUCAUAGACAAAGGGAUUGAGGAGUCAAGAUUGAUGGACCCCGAGAAAAGGGCACAAGUGAUUGAAAGUGCAGGAUAUUUAUGUUACGACAUAAUGAUUGUCGAGAGCCUACGAGAUCAUGAAGAUGCGAAGGUAGCCAAGGGAGCGAAACAGGCUGCUGAAAAUUGCAUAAAAACGUUUAAAGGAGAUGAAACAUUCACCUGUUGAAAAAAAUCUUAUAUGUACCACUGUCGCAAGAAGAAGCCAUAGAACAUAUAGGAUAUGCAAAAUUGUUCGAAGAAACAAAGGAGGCCGCCGAAGAUUACAAAGAGAUGAAGUUUGAUGAGGAAAACCAUCAGCUACCAAAGAACCCUUGGAAAUUCUGCCAAAAGAAACUUCCAAGCAGAUGGCUUUGCGAAUCUAACACGUCAUUCAAGGAACAGAGUCAUAGAAACGAGAAAAGAAAGUGAUAUUAGAAAAAGAGGACCAGAAGAAAAUGAGGAGAGAGAAGACCAAAUAUAUGUUUUUAAACGAAGGUGUUCUAUCUAUUAUUAGUAUAAUUAUUCCGGUAUAUACACAGAUGUGUGCGCUCUGAUUGGUUGAAGAUCGCUUCAUAUCGCUUCACCUCGCGCGAGGUGAUCGUGACUGUGAUUAUUAUUGAUGAUACUAAAUAACCCUGUUACUUAUGAAUAAAAUUGAGUUUUUUUUCUAGAAAAAUGCGAGUUCAGUAAUCGUCUCGAGCGCUAGAACGAGUGAUAUCCUCGACAAGAGAAAAGAUUUUACUUCGAAAAGAAAAAGGCAAAGACUGUUCUGGGAGCUUAUGGAAGUCCUUGAAUAGUUUGUGACGAGUUUUUAAGCGGGAAAAUCGUAUAAAGAACAAUGCAAAAUCAAUAAGUAUUCUGAUCAAAUUGGGAAAAAGAAAGAAACGACAUUCAUAGACUAAUCAAAGGGUUUCUUAGAAACAAGUUUUUAUUUCCAUGAAAAAGGAAAAGUUAAGUGCAAAUUAAGGUAGAGUUUAAAGUCCUCCAAGCCGUUAACAUUGGUUUGUCGUUACUUUAAGAUAUUUGCUUUUUUAUACCGUCUUAAUGUAUAGCGUCACUUACUAGUUGAAGAAACACGUGUUCUUUGUCUCCCAGUUAAGAUUUUAUAUCAUGAAAUGUGCACGUGCGCUCUUUUUGAUUGAUUUUUGAGUUUAGAUGCGAGUAUGUAAACACUGCUGUGAAGUCACGCAUUUUACGAGAAACAUCUCAAAGUUUUCGCGCAAAGAAAAGUCAAAGAAAUAUGUUAAGGCAAAAGAACUUUAAGGCUUUGCUUGCUUCAAUGAUCAUAAUCUGGACGACUUCGCUGAGGGAGUUUUAGGUAAUUUUGGAGAAUUCCUCCAACCCAAGAGUUUAGGUGACGUUAUGCAAACAUGAAAAGAUUCCCUUGUUGCUUGAGAAUGCGAGCUGACUGAUUGAACAAAAUGUACUCAGUGGAUGAUAUUCCUUGACCUUGUUAAAACUUCCUGCUUUUCUACAUUUCACUCUUAGCGCCAACGAGAAAAUAGGAAAAGACGCCAAUCUCAGAAUUUUAAUGAUGUCGUACGUAUCUUGCAGAGUCAAUACCUAUAUCAAAGCUUUUUGGGAAAAGAAUUAAUUUCACGUUAGUGAAUUUCACAAGCAUGGAAUUGAACAAUGACAUAAUUUUUCGAAUCAUCCCUGUAUCUUUUUUUCGCUUCAGUGAAUUAAUUCUUUGCGUGCAUAGCUAUUUGUGAUCUUCUUUUGACCGUAGCCUCAUUAACAAUUUAUCUCUCAGCUCAGUGAAGAAUUUUCCGUAAACACAACCAACUCUUUAUAAAACAUUGAUGGCCUCAAAAUUCUUGAAAAAAGAAAUUUUCUUCGAAAAGAUGAUUGCAUCAUAAGUCCCGCUGUGCUAUUUUGCAUUUUGCGCGUUACCGUCGAAACACUCCGUCGCAUUUCAAUUCCUUCAGGACCUCCAGCGAUGCAAUUUCUUUUCGCUGGGACUCGAUGGACACCAACCUAGAUUUGAAGAAUCAUCAUGCAGUCUCAGCAAAAUAGCGCGAAUUCUGGUUAGCAAAGAAUUUGCUUUGUACCCCAAAGGCAAUUUUUCAUAGGAGCAAUUGAGCUAUUUUUAAUUUCAUGGUCCUUUCAUGAUUCUCAUUGGAAUCGUUCCUCGCCGUUGUAAUAAAAAAGUCCUGAUCUGAGAAACUGGCUGCUGUGUUCCAAGGAGACGACUUUAUCCGUUAGCUCGUUACCAUGGGAAAGAUACGGAAGAGAGAGUGCUUUAAAGUUCGGCAAGAAGACUUUGAAUAAUAAUCAAGGGCGUAGAUACUAAGGAAGACAAACAAGCACAUGUCGUCACCAAAUCCCUUACGAGGCCAUAAUGUUAUUAACAAUGGUGUGAAGGACACUUACCGUAAUAUUAUAAAACGGUUUUUCGAUACCGUCAUUAAAGCGUAUCUCAAUAACAAUAAGUAUAAAUAAAGUUGAAAAGGGUGGUCUGCCUGCAGACUGCAUACUUUGGACCGCACCUUUGCCUAAUGAAACAAAGAGAAAAAUACGAGAAAGCGCUGUGUACAUCCCAGAGAAAGAGAUUUAUAGGAAUCAUAGAAAAGCUGAAAGAUUCGGUCGGGCUGAAAAAAAUUUUAAACUAGGUGGAAUAUCCAACUGUUGAAAAAAACUUUACCUGUACCACUGUCGCAAAAAAAAAUCCUUUGAUCAAGAGGCUAUUGGAAAUGCACAAUUGGUCAAGAAAGCGAAGGAGGCCGCUAAAACUUACAAAGAGAAGAAGUUUUACGAGGGAAAAUCAUCAGCUACCGAACAACCCUUAGAAAUGCUGAUAAGAGAAACUUCUAAGCAGAAGGCUUGUGAAUCUAACACGUCAUUCAAAGAGGGCAGAUUAGUGAAAAUCAGAAUAUAAAGUGAGACAUGAAAAAGAGGACACAGUGAAAAUGAGGAGGGAGAAGGCUCAAGAUAUGUUACUAACCCUUUCACUCCCGAGAUCUCAUUAGUAAUUCUCCUAGUAUCUGCCACACGAUUCUUAUGAUGUUAGUUUGGAGAAUUUGGUAUUGGAUCAGCUUGUAGUCCCCUAAUUGAGUUUUCUUUUUUAUUCUCCUCAUUUGUCUGCUUGAUAUUGCAUUGACACUGUGAGAAGAAAUUUUCUCUUGGUCACUCAUGGGCGUUAAAGAGUUAAACGAGAAUGUUCUAUCUAUUAUUAGUAUAAUUGUUCUGGUGAAUAUACAGACGCUCUGAUUUGUCGAAGAUUGCUUCAUAUCUCGCCAUAAUCACCUCGCACGAGGUGAUUAUGACUAGGUGAUCAUGACAGAAGCGCUAAAUUUUUAUAUUUUAAAAUAGCUGCCUCUUAUUUAGUCAGUGUUGAUGAGGAACUGAUGAUCGUGAUAAACAAAAUGUAUUUCCGAAGAGCACAAAAGAUGCUAAUAAGUUUGGAGAUCCCACCAUUCAAUAGAAAGAUAUGAAGUAUUUGCUGAUUGAACUAAAAUAAACCUCUCAAUUCUCGUUUAAACCGCUUCUUUAUACGAUUAAUCAAAAUACUGAAUUGAAACAGAAUGCUUUUAGCAUCAAACGGAUAUUUAUAACACAAUCAGAAAGCACCUAGGCAAUUAUAUCCAAAAAAUAAUUCACCUGCCUGCGAAUAAUUGUUAAAAAGCGACAUCCUAGAAAGGUGAGUCGAAAACCUAAAGGAAUAAAUUCGCUUUGGAAAGGAUUUUGAGAUUUCUGAAGAAGAAUAUCAAUAAGUUGCAGCUAAUUAGCUUUCUCCCUACGAUAUUUAGUCCUCCAGGAUUUCUUUUUUCAUUUCAAACGCAUCAUUUUCACAAUUUAAACGAUCACAUCGAAGAUUCGACGGAACUACCCCAAAGGGCGAGAAAAGCUUUUUCGACUCUCACAAGGAUUUUGGAAAAGGCAAGAGAUCGAUCCAAAUCAAGCUUCACGCUACUGUCUUAGAGAUACCUCGACUUACAGAAAAACUGAAAAGAAGCAUUAAUACUAUUUAUACUAAUAUUAAUGCGAUAUUAAUACGAUGGUGUAAACGUUAAUUUUCGUAACGAGCUUUCCCAGUUCAUCAGAGUUCUCGCGUAUAAAUAAAGUUUAUCAUAUGAACUACGGUGUUAUACAAGGAUUUCCAGCCCUGAGAAAAGCCGGAACAACAUACGUGAAAAAAUAUCGUUUUUAUUUCCCCUGUGUUUGAUAUCGUCAAUCAGCUGCUGACACAUCACUCACCUUUCGCAUCUCUCGGUCAAGUUGAUGAACGAACGGCGAAGCCUUCACCAUCCUCAAUCCAAGGAGGUUUAUCGGAAUUUCUUCAGAUUAUGGCUUCUAAAACACUUCAAAAAUCCGCACCGCUUACAGACAGUGACAUUCAAACUUUCCUAGAGAGGGAAGAUAACAAAAGAUGGAAAGAUAAACCGAAAGUUAUGUAUGCAGUGGCUUUGGUAAUGGCCUUUCUCGCGGCUGAGAACGAAAAUCGACAGCUGGACGAUUUGCCACAUGUCGAUUUUGGCCGUGUACCCGAAAGAUUUCUCCUGUUGGUAAGGACGAAGUCAACAACUGAGAAUUUUUUAUAUAUUUAAAAUUACGCCUAUUUGUUUUUGCAGUGUUUCAACGCAUUUUUUCAUCUUGAGUCCUAGCUCCAACGAGCUUUACGAUUUUUAUACGGGGAUUGUCGACCUUUUGUUUUAAUUCACUAAUAAAGUUGAGUUGUCGUGUCGGUAAAGGGGUAUUGUGAUUGUGUGUAUAAAAUAAUAAAAAAAAAUAUCCCACAUGGAUGCUUGCAUGGAUGCCCAUGUUCAGCUCGACAAAUCACUCGUUCGCUGCACUUACUCGUGAGCUUUCGAGUUCAACACUCGAAGAGAAAUUCAAUACCUACACGCGCCCAUGUAUUAUUUUCUAUUGUUUAUUACUAUUAUUAUUAUCAUUAUUAUUAUUAUUAUUACAAAGGAGCAUGUUUUGUUUAUAGACUAUCAGGCUUACAAAUAAAUAUUACACUUCUAUCGCUGCGUGCAUAUGGUGAGGGAGAUGUUUAAAGCUAUACGCAUCUCGUUGAGAAUAGAAAUACUGGCCUUAAAAGGUUAAAAAGAGUUGAACUUGGGACUCCCCUGUCAAACUUCAAACUUUGAAUCUAUCGCAAAAUUGCCACAGACUUCGUGGAAAGCUAGAUAACUGUAGUGUCAUUGACCGUAAUAACAAUAAUAAUGAUCAUAAUAAUAACGAUGAUAAUGACAAUAAUAAUAAUAAUAAUGAUAAUAACAAUAAUAAUAAUAAUGAUAAUAGUAAUAAUAAUAAUAAUAAUAAUAAUAAU
Pocillopora meandrina is the source of this 21175-nucleotide messenger RNA. NCBI's taxonomy places the organism in Eukaryota, Metazoa, Cnidaria, Anthozoa, Scleractinia, Pocilloporidae. The record is from the annotation of a GenBank genome assembly.